Amorphotheca resinae ATCC 22711 is the source of this 3952-nucleotide messenger RNA. RefSeq lists its product as hypothetical. Gene Ontology annotation, cellular component: nucleus. The transcript has 2 exons. Lineage: Eukaryota; Fungi; Ascomycota; Leotiomycetes; Helotiales; Amorphothecaceae. Gene Ontology annotation, molecular function: histone binding. The record is from RefSeq and is a predicted model, not a curated record. The coding region runs from base 1 to 3648 and encodes 1215 amino acids. Gene Ontology annotation, biological process: DNA damage checkpoint signaling; positive regulation of transcription by RNA polymerase II.
AUGUCUGUCACGACGGCAGAGGUAGAGAGAGCUGCUAUUGAGGAUGAAGGCGGUGAGGACUGGGAUACUCAGUACUGCCGCCGCCUGCAAGAGGAGAUUCUGUCGAGCAGCCCCAGAAACAUUCAAGUCGCGUCGAACAUAGGCAGAGACGAGAACGUCGAGAGCUUCAAACAAGCAGCCCCUCACCAAGGUGAAGGUACUUCGUCAUCUACGGAAGGCGACCCGGAAGUCCUUGAAGUCGAAUCUUCCAACCAUGCUGAGCAGUCCAGGCCAUUAACCGCGCAUUGGACCACCCAAGCUGACAGCGCGGACAACAAUGCUCCAACAGCUCUUUCAAACGCCUUGUCGAACAAAUUGAGAACCCCGGACUCCAGCGGUAGAAUCGAUCGCCCAGCUCGAGUGGAGAAAAGCCGCGCGGAAAUGGAGGGCUUGACACAGAUAAGCUCUCUGUCACCGACACAAGAGAAUUCUGAAUCAGCGUACGAGCAGUUCAUGCUUCAAAGAGCCAACGAUUACCAUUCGACUGCGGAUGCGCCAGAAAAGGUGGACGAUCUAGACCAUGCGCCGACUAGCGAUUAUGAUUCUUUGCUUCCCAAACAUCACUCAGCAAUCACCGACUCCACGGCACGUACAUAUCGAGAGGAUGAUACUGGGCAUGUUUAUUUCGAUGAAUUCGUGCCUGAAGAGCACCCUUUGGGCGAUAAGAGUCCAGAAACGGAUCCCGUUUCUCAAGAUGCUUCGUAUGCGCCAAGGGUGGAGGAUUUUUCGUAUAGAGAGUCAUACGAGCCCCAAACUCCAGCUGCGCCUGUCAACCCAUUCUCCAACAAGGGUAGUGUGUUGAAGGCACAUGAGAUGUUUGGAGCAACACAGUCGUCAUCCAUCGGUCGACACAUCGCGAGUGUCACGUCUUCGCGACCUUCGCCCGAUGUCUACAAUGAUUUUACCUCUCCCCCAAAGCGGAUACUCUCUUCACCACUGGCUCGGCACGUGAGGGUAGAUGAGACAACACCGCUACAAUCUUCCGCCCGAACAACGCUUCGCUCAAGGUCGAUGGAUUCGCCGCAUGGGACAACAAGUACUCGGGUGUCAGGGGUACAAUCCUUCGAUGUGGGACCGAGAAUCCAGUUGCAAAGUGCAGCACGCGAGCAGCUGCCAUAUAUUUCUAUGAAGGAAUCACAAGAACGACGAAUGAAGGAGACGAGUCGUUCAUCGCCAGAUUCUGAGACUGAAUCCGAUUCUGAUAUUGAUGAUAUACAAAGAAAACGUCAGCAAAGAAGACGGAGGGAGCAGGAAAUACGGAAACAGCUAUCUAUCGUUGAGUUGCACAAAAAUCCGAAAACUUCCCGUAGACCUCGCUCCUCGAGCCCGGACGUUGUCGAAGUACCAUCAUCCACAGGGAGACGUCGCUCGAUCGAUGAAGAUUAUAUUGCUCAAUGUGAAGGCAGAGACGCUCGUGACACUCAGCAAGAUGACAUUAUUGCCGAUUCUCAAGGUGACACUCAGCGUCUUGAGCAGACGGAAGCCGCAGUCGUAUCGAAGGAUGUUGUUCCUUCUUGGACGGGCUCCGUUGGAACAGCCGACUCGAAUGUACCUCCUUCGUCAAGUCUACGGCCACAUAAGCAUGAAACUGAUUCGGAACCCGUUCCCGAUUUAGAUUCAAAUACAAAUAGCGAGCAGAACUCUAGUCCACCAAACGGACCUGCUUCUCCUCUCCAGCAACAAAAUCUGCCACCAAGUCUUCCUCUCAAUGAAGUAUCUACAAAUCGCACUGAUCUACGAACACCUAUGGCUAGCAAGGACCAGGUAUUCUCAGACGGUGCCGAUGUUACUGUUCCAGAGACGAGUCCUUCUGGGGAUCGCAUACGCCCGAUGGGGGAGAUCGCAAACAUAUCGUUUGCUGAGAAUAAUUCUGAUGAAGCGCAAGAUUAUCCGGGAUUUACACAGGAUACUGAAUUUGAAAACGCCAUUCAGCCUCGGUCAUCUCAUCCGACCCCGAAGCGGACCAGGGCCAAGCGCAAUCCUUUUCCUGCUUUUGCUCCACCAGCUGCAGAAUCAGAAUUUCCGAGGGUCUCAAAUGAACAACCUGAGGUUCCUGCUGCGGAUGAACCAUCAACAUCGGCUGCGACCAUUUCUGAGGAACGUGUCAAUGAUAGUGUUGAGGCAGUGUUAAGUACUUCCAGUGUUAUGGUUGUUGUGCAUAGCUCUCUACAAUCCGUGGCAGACUAUACAGAGACAGGAAGAGCAAAUGAAGACGGCCCAGAAAAUCAAGACGGUGAUGAUGCAGACCACAUUCCUCAGGGAUCUGGGAAGAGAGAUGGCCUCCGCUCGAAGGAAAACUUGAAAGGUCCCUCCCGAGAAUUACGUCGCUCUGGACAAGCUGUAACCCCAAAGACUUAUAUCACACCUCGGCAAGCUUCACGAGUCUCGAAGAAGAGCUCCACAUCCACCGUGAGCCCGGCUCGGUCUGCAAUACUUAACUCGGCAGCCUCGAGCGAUUUGUCUGUCCCACCAUCGCCCAUUUCCAUUCCAGAGGGCUUAGCUAUGCUGCCUUCGAUGCGAAAAGAAAGUCCUAUUCCAAGCGCAAGACGGCGUGGGCGACCCCCCAAGGCAAAGGUAGAUAUUGAGCAAGAACCUUCCCCAGCACCUGCUAAAAGGUCUCUCAAACGCAAAUCAUCUUUUGCAGAUGAACCUCAUCUCACCAAACGAUCAUCCAAACGUCAAUUGGCAUCGCAUCCGGGUAGAGAUAGCCCCGAUCCCCUUGCCAUGACAAACCUCCCCUCAAUUGCCGUAAGACAACAGAAGAGGGCAGGUGGACUGUUCAACAAGAUGGCAUUCGCUGUCUCGUACGUCAACCAAUUUCAGGAGAAGAAUGUUGUGAUAGCUCUUAUCACGGAACAAGGCGGCCAGAUCCUGGAAGAUGGAUUUGACGGUUUAUUUGAGCCAACAUCAUUCUCAAAAUCACGAACUAAUUCUGCAGACGAUGUAGAAUUAACUCUAUCACCGGUAGCGAGCAGGAUCGGCUUCGCGGCUUUGAUCGCGGAUGAACAUUCAAGGAAAGAGAAGUAUAUGCAGGCACUGGCGCUUAGCCUUCCGUGUAUCUCAGGACGGUGGAUCUCGGCUUGUGUUUCAAAAGGCGAAAUCCUUGACUGGGGUCCUUACCUACUCUGUGCCGGUCAAUCUUCAUUCCUCGGCAAUGCUAUCCGCAGUCGUACCUUACAGCCUUACCCCGCCGUCGAUGCCAACUUUCCAGAGACUUUCUCCAACAGAAAGAAAUUCCUGAAUGGAAAGUCCAUCUUGCUUGUCACAGGCAAAGGUCGUGCCGAGGACAAACGAAAGGCCUACAUCUUCCUAACACGCGUUCUGGGACCUUCACGCAUUGAUCAUGUCCCGGACUUGGAGCAAGCGCGAAAGAAGCUUUUGGACUCAGCAGAGCAGACUUGGGACCUUCUUUACGUGGAUGGUAAUGAGCAACAUGCUGAAACUGUUGUCUUUGGUCAGACGCCUACGACCAGUGUCGGCUCAAGGAAACGGAAGAAGGGUCCCGUUCCGGCUAGCGAGAAGCCGAUACCAGAGGAGAAGAGAAUCAGGAUCAUCAGCGACGAGGUCAUGAUCCAGAGCCUUAUCCUAGGUCAACUGUUGAUUGAGUAAUUCUGCGGAUGGGAAUGCGUGUAUUGUCGGAAUAUCGUCCCGGCGCAUUACGGCCGAUUGAUCGGUCAAUGUCGGAUUUCAGCCAACUGGCAGAAGGCAGAAGGAGAACUAUUUACUGUACGAUUAUUUUGCAUGGCGUUUGGAGAGGGCAUUACAUUGUACAUAUCAUAUUGAGGCGGAUUUGCUAAUACUCUGCAUCAGGAAGGGUCUGGGCUAGAGGAGUUUACUUGCUAUGAUACCAUGAGGACUUGGCGGGCCCAGAUACAAGGAUAACCAGGGGGGAUGGAGAGUGUAUAUAUCUGAG